AUGUCAUCAGAGGAUAAGUUCCAAGAAUUGGUUGACUCACUGAAACCAAGAACUGCCCAUCAAUACAAGACCUAUUAUACCAAGUACAUACAAUGGUGUCAGCUUAAUCAAAUCAUACCGACACCGAGGGAGAAGUCCUCAAAUAGCGUUCCUUAUAAAGACUUGCCAAUAUCUGCAGGAUUGAUACAUUGGUUCUUAUUGGAUACAUUGAUAACCGAUGACAAGUCAGGAAGAAACAGUGUAGAAGGAGAAGAUUUUGAUGAGGAGGAUGAGAACUCGUUCAAAAUUGCUACAUUGAAGAAAAUUAUUGGCAGUCUUAAUUUUUUAUCAAAGUUGUGCAAAGUUCACGAUAAUCCAUAUGCCAAUAUAGAUACGAAGUAUUUGGAAUUGGUUACCAAGCUUCAUACAUAUUGGAUAGAUUCGCAAAAGGCAAUCACCACUAACGAGACAAACAACACUAAUACUCAGGUUCUAUGUCCACCCUUAUUGAAGGUAUCUCUGAACUUAUGGAAUCCACAAACUAACCAUCUUUCCGAAAAGUUUUUCAAAACUUGUUCCGAAAAACUAAGGUUUUUAGUGGACUUCCAAUUUAGGAGCUACUUAAACCUUUCAUUUGAAGAAAGAUCGAAAAUUCGAUUUGGCUCUCUCAAGGUUGGCCGAACGGACAAAAAUGCCUUAAUAUAUCAUAAAACGAUUUACUCAACAGAACACAGAGACGCACCAAGUCAACAUCAAUUCCUCACACUAUUACCACAGGACUGUCCGUUCAUCUGCCCCCAUACUACAUUGGCAGCAUAUUUGUACCUGAGGUUUUAUGGUAUACCGUCUGUUUCGAAAGGUGAUGGCUUUCCCGAUUUGAAUGCCGCACUUUUACAAGAUAUACCCAUUCUAAGAGGCAAAUCAUUGACAACCUACCCCAGAGAGGAAACAUUUAGUAACUAUUAUACCACUGUGUUCAGAUACUGUCAUUUACCCUAUAAAAGAAGAGAAUAUUUCAAAAAAUGUAAUCUUGUUUAUCCAACUUGGGAUGAAGAUGUGUAUAGAAAUUUCUUCAAUGAGGGAAACCAUGGAGAUUGGUUGGAGCAACCUGAAAGUUUUGCGUUCCCUGAUAAAGUACCAUUGGAUUUUAAAAAAGUCAUGAACUUCAAGUCGCCCUAUACUUCAUAUUCUGUAGACACCAAGGGAGACCCUUUGCCACCUCCCAAGGAUUUAUUAGUUCAAAUAUUUCCUGAGAUAGAUGAGUAUAAAAGACACGGUUAUGAUGAUUUGUCUCAAGAUUCAAAGGAUUUUCUAGAAUUGAUGGAGUUACUGCGUGAGAGGCUGUUGAGUAAUCUGCCAUGGAUUUUUAAAUUCUUCCCCAACCAUGACAUAUUUCAGGAUCCCAUCUUUGGAAAUUCUGACUUCCAAUCAUACUUUAAUGACAAAACCAUACCUUCGAAGGGAUCCUCCAUUUUACCAUUCGAUAUAUUACCGGGUUAUAAUAAAAUCUAUAAAAAUAGGUCAAAUUUUUACAAUCUUCUAAUAGAAAGACCUUCGGAGUUGGUGUUUUCGCAGAGUAAUAAUUCAGACGUACACCCUAUUCAAAAGGCAGAAUCACAAGGCCUAUCACAGAUAACUCAAGUCGACACCACGCAUAUACAUGACCUAUUGAAACAGCAAAGUUUUGAAUACGUUCAAUUCCAAACAUUAUCUAACUUCCAAAUCUUACUAUCAGUGUUUAAUAAAAUUUUUGAAAAACUGGAAAUGAAAAAAUCCUCAAGAGGUUAUAUUCUACACCAGCUUAAUUUAUUCAAGGAUACCUUGGAUGAAAGGAUCAAAAAAUCUAGAACUGAUGAUGCGGACAAAUUCAUGCGUGAUAUCCAGCCCAUUAAAGAAGAAGAGAGUACCGCGAUUGAAGAUGGACCAAAUAACUUACGGCAGGCAAAGAGGCCGAAACAAAUUAGACUACUUUCAAUCGCAGAUUCCUCUGACGAAUCUUCCUCAGAUGAUUCAAAUCUUGGAAGGAACGCUGGAUCAGAUGAUCGUGGUGGCACAGAUGAAGAAAAUGAAGACGAAAAUGAUCCUGAAAUGCAAGAACAAUUAAAAUCUAUGAUAAAUGAACUUAUUAACUCGAAAAUAAGCACUUUUUUACAGGAUCAAAUGGAUCAAUUUGAGUUAAAAAUAAACGCUCUGUUAGAUAAAGUUCUUGAAGAAAAGGUCACUCGUAUUAUCGAGCAAAGGCUUGCCCCACACACCAGACCAUUUUCAGCUUUGAAAAGACCACAACAACAUAGCGCCGAAGGAGAUGAACUUCUAUCUGGUAGUAGAGACGUUUCUAAAAAGCCUAGGUUGAGCGGUAGGUACGCAGAGUCUGUAGGAGAGAAGUAUGAUCACCAAACUAUGUCAAGUACAGCAUCGCCACAAUCCAACCAGGACCAACAAAUAGAAAAUCAUACUGAAGAGCAAGCUUUCAUGUUGAAUGAUUCCAUAGACACCAUAGAAGGAAUUAUUCUUGAAUGGUUUACUCCAAACGCUAAGUAUGGUAAUCAAUGUGUACAUUCAAUGAACAAAUCAGGAAAUAAAUCAUGGAGAGUUAAUUGUGAAACUUUAUACAAAGAGAGGAAAUCUAUCGUUGAAUUCUACAUAUAUUUGGUAAACCAUGAGAGCCUUGACAGAUACAAAGCAGUAGAUAUCUGCGAGAAAUUACGGGAGCAAAACGAAGGCUCAUUUUCCCGUUUGGCAAAGUUUCUCAGAAAGUGGAGACACGAUCAUCACCACUCUUUCGAUGGUCUGCUGAUAUAUUUAUCUAACUGA
Messenger RNA from Saccharomyces mikatae IFO 1815, 2793 nucleotides. It is a transcript of the gene CBF2, whose product is annotated as Cbf2p. NCBI's taxonomy places the organism in Eukaryota, Fungi, Ascomycota, Saccharomycetes, Saccharomycetales, Saccharomycetaceae. The transcript has a single exon. Gene Ontology annotation, molecular function: DNA binding. The coding region runs from base 1 to 2793 and encodes 930 amino acids. The record is from RefSeq and is a predicted model, not a curated record.